Messenger RNA from Lolium rigidum, 1084 nucleotides. RefSeq lists its product as uncharacterized. Gene Ontology annotation, cellular component: cytosol. The record is from RefSeq and is a predicted model, not a curated record. Gene Ontology annotation, biological process: fructose 2,6-bisphosphate metabolic process; fructose metabolic process. NCBI's taxonomy places the organism in Eukaryota, Viridiplantae, Streptophyta, Magnoliopsida, Poales, Poaceae. The transcript is spliced from 9 exons. The coding region runs from base 1 to 687 and encodes 228 amino acids. Gene Ontology annotation, molecular function: ATP binding; 6-phosphofructo-2-kinase activity; fructose-2,6-bisphosphate 2-phosphatase activity.
AUGCAGGAGCAGAAGAACCUUGAUCAGAUGCUGGUGGAGGAGGAGGAGCAUGACGGCGCCACUAAAUCGGCGGCGGCGGCGGCGACCGCCCCGGCCGCGGACGGGGGCGAGGCGGCGGCGGACGUGGAGGCCGUCGCCGGGGGCUCGCCCGUCACCUAUGUCGAGCACGCCUCCGCCGCGACCUCCCAACGACGCCUACGAGUCCUACCUUGGGUCCGUGCUCCUCUGCCUCCUCGGCCCCUCGGCUUCGCCGGUUUGGUGGUAGGCUCGGCUGCCCUGGCACUACUUCGACUACCUCGCCGUCUCCAUCUACCACGGCCUCGGCUACAGCCACGACUGCGCGCCCGAUUCAGGAGGAUAUGUGCUGACUAUGCUGAUCAGCCAGACUAUGAAGCUGGAUUGCAGGAUUUCCUUGAGCGUUUGAUAAACAAUGAGAAGGUCUACGAGCCAGUGGAGGAAGGUUCUUAUAUCAAAAUGAUUGAUAUGGUUAAAGGGGAGGGUGGUCAGUUACAGGUGAACAGUGGCUAUCUCCCUGGUCGUAUUGUCUUUUUCUUGGUGUGCUCUCAUCUUGCGCCUCAGCCUAUUCUGCUUACCAGGCAUGGUGAGAGUUUGCAUAAUGUUAGAGGAAGAGUUGGUGGUGACACGGUCCUGAGAUUUGGACCAGCACUCUCCAGAGAACAAUUUUGACAGCAACUCCAAUUUUUGGAUUUCCAAAGAUACAAUGGCGUGCUCUUGACGAGAUCAAUUCUGGUGUGUGUGAUGGGAUGACAUAUGAAGAGAUAAAGAAAAUUAUGCCUGAGGAAUAUGAGUAUGUAAUCCUCUCCUAUUUUUGCAACAAUUAUUCCGUAAUAUCUAAUUGGAUUUAUAUACAAUGCCUUGCCAUUUUGUUAAUUACCAUGCUGCAAAGCUAUGUUAUUUUCCAUAUUAAUAAUAGCAUGCUAAAAACUAGAAGUUACAUUAGACAUUUCAACAUGUAUGAGUCGCAAAACUGAGCUGACAAUAUAUAGCUGCAAUUGCAUAAUUUCUUCAACAAAACAUUAGAUUAACCUUUCCAUAACUAUUAUAUAUUUACAUCUGAACACAC